GUCAAGUCGAUGUACCUGUACGGUAACUUAUCGACAGUUGGAAAAGUCUACCCAUAGUGCAAAUCAAUCUCAGGCUGUUUGAACCAUGAACGUUAUUGCUUACGCUUUCCUACUCAGUCUGUUAUUUUCAACYGUUGACGGAUUUUCCUUCGUCUUGAUGGGGCGGAGAGGAAAGGGAGAUCUGAAACGAGCUUUGAGUGGYAAUGAUGGACAAUCCAAGAGACGAGGAAAGAAUCAAGACCCAACUGCAGCAAUGAAUGAUGGUAAAGGGCAAGAAAUAACCGGUGUUUCUCUACCGGAGGAAGGGACUAUCAAGGGAUGGGAAUUUGGCGACAAAAAGGUCGUGGCGUGUGCGAAUGUUCGUGGCGAGUUCUACGCCCUACAGGGAGAUUGUCCUCGAUGUUCCUUCGAUCUGUACAGAGGAGAUUUGAUCGUGGACGACCCCGGAUUUGAGGACCUGCCUCGUGUAGCAUGCCCAACAUGUUCUACGACCUUCUCGCUGAAAACAGGGCUCUAUGGACCCCCGCUAAAACGAACAGGUCUAGCUGGCUUUGUCAGUGGUCUCGCCAAAACCGCAACCGCAAAUCAAGAGAGAAAUGCAGACGCAUAUACGAUUACUGUGGAUCCUGAGACCGGGCGUGUUUACAGCAAAAAGAAAGUGUUGCGCAAGGUAUAUUAAGUAGAGCUGAUGUGGUGAAUUUUGUUUGAUGACACAAUUAUAGCAUCGUAGGUUCAACUUCAAGAAUUUAAGACACAAUAAACUACAUAUAUUAAG
Messenger RNA from Pseudo-nitzschia multistriata, 775 nucleotides. The record is from the annotation of a GenBank genome assembly. NCBI's taxonomy places the organism in Eukaryota, Bacillariophyta, Bacillariophyceae, Bacillariales, Bacillariaceae.